AUGGACACCGAUUCCCCGACCGAGACGCGCUCUUCCGAGUCUUCAACUUUAUUGAAGAUCCUCCACUGGGACAAGCUGUUCGAAUCCGAUACUCCUCCAAGAUUAGGUAUUGAGGUCGGAAAGCGAUUGCCAUUUACAGCUUUGUCGGCUUUCUCUGUUGGUAUGGCAAUCGGAUCUUCGCAUGGAAGCAAGAAGGCCGCGUACCGUUUUCGCGCUGAAAAUGCGCAUCGCUUUCCGACAACAUCGACGGGAUGGUUUCAAUACCAUAAGACUAAAAAUUACAUAGCGAUAGUCGGAGGUGUUAAAGAGGGUAUGAAGAUGGGACUUAAACUCAGCGCUGGUGCGCUUGCGUUCUGCCUUUUCGAAGAGACUGUGGACUAUGCUCGACACGACAGGAGGGAUUUCCUGUCGACUGUCACGGCUGGACUGUCCUUUUCUGGCAUUUACAGCUUGCUAGCCCGGCACGACGUCUAUACGGCUGCUCGCACAACGAAACUCGGCUUGAAAUUGAGUCUAGCUUAUGGGCUAAUGCAGGAUGCUCUUGAGACUCUCAAGGGAAACCGUCCGGCCUAUGUCGAUUUCAUUUUAGGUAACCGUGGAGGCAAGAACGAGGAUUGA
This is a messenger RNA of Aspergillus thermomutatus, 618 nucleotides long. RefSeq lists its product as uncharacterized. Bases 1 to 618 code for a protein of 205 amino acids. The transcript has 2 exons. The record is from RefSeq and is a predicted model, not a curated record. Lineage: Eukaryota; Fungi; Ascomycota; Eurotiomycetes; Eurotiales; Aspergillaceae.